Caenorhabditis briggsae is the source of this 753-nucleotide messenger RNA. Bases 1 to 753 code for a protein of 250 amino acids. The record is from RefSeq and is a predicted model, not a curated record. The transcript is spliced from 5 exons. Lineage: Eukaryota; Metazoa; Nematoda; Chromadorea; Rhabditida; Rhabditidae.
AUGAAAUUCAAGGUUUCUAUUCUAUUGAUUUUUGGUUUCCUAAUUGGCUCCGCCUCCUCCUCGAACCUCUGCAUUUCGAAGACGCUCUCGUUCUGUCAAUACGGAUUCAAUCAGAAUUUGAAUGUGACAAGCACGACGGCUGAUUGGACCAAUCCUGGAACACUUAGCUUCAUUAUUAGAAGCUAUUAUUUACAGGGAAUCGAUGGUCUCCUGUCCGUAUGUAACGCCCGUCAACAGUUCGCCCAAUGCCUUGGCGAUCAAUACGAUUCGUGUAUGUCAAAAUUGAAUUUUAUCGCUUCUGGCGAGUCUCCAGAAGACGCUCAGGCCUACGUUCAGCUCUUCAGAACCAUGGAAUUCGAUUGUGAUGGAGGAUUUAUUCAAUCUUCUAGAAACUGGCCAUGCAUUGCUGCAGUUCUCCAAACCAAAGAGGACAUGCUCAAUCAGUGUCGUCAGACGUAUAAUGAUGCCUUGAAGAAGGAUCCCUCCUCUCUCUGCCAAUCGUCCGCCGACUACGAGACUUGCUACCGUCACUUCUUCUUCACCACGUGUGGUCCAGAAGUCUCCUGGUGGGCUUGCGAACGCACCCGACGUGGCUUAUCAAUCGAUACCGACUGCCCAAUGGACACUUGUAGUCUGGUGGCUUCUGGAGUCUCUUCUGGAGACGCAACUUCUUCUGAAGGCGUUCAGAAGGUGUUCGAAAUGAAAACAAAUGCUGCUCUGGUGAUGAGACAGCUUGCUGCUGGCAAACAUUGA